Molecule: messenger RNA, 1083 nt
Organism: Fusarium subglutinans
Lineage: Eukaryota; Fungi; Ascomycota; Sordariomycetes; Hypocreales; Nectriaceae
Product: PAF acetylhydrolase family
Exons: 2
Coding region: 1-1083 (360 amino acids)
Molecular function (GO): 1-alkyl-2-acetylglycerophosphocholine esterase activity
Source: RefSeq, a predicted model, not a curated record
AUGCAGUUCUCUCUUCUCUUUCUCUCCCUCGUCGGGGCCGGAAAUGCCAUCCUUCUUCCCAAGCCAAGCGGCCCCUACGGCACUGCCCUUCGCAUCCAAGGCAUGACCGACAAAAGCCGCAUCGACCCGUAUGAUCCCAAGAAAGGUCAUCGACAAGUCCUAGUUUCAAUCUUCUGGCCCGUCGACUCGGCAUCUUGCUCAAACAAGGUGAUUCCAUACAUGCCGCCCGCUGCUGCCAAAGCAUAUGGACAGCAGGUAGCGCAGCUGGGUCUAUCGAACGAUACCUUUUCAGCUCUUGAGCUCCAGGUCUGCAAAACCCCUGUUCCUCAGAAAGGAUGUGCAAGCGAGCAGAAGUCAUUCCCCGUAGCUUUCUUUUCGCCUGGUGCUGGUUACUCUAGGUUGCUUUACAACCUCAUGGCUAGUUCACUCGCUAGUUAUGGGAAUAUCGUGGUUCUUAUUGAUUCUCCCUACGAUCCUCCUGUUGUUGAAUUUCCUGAUGGACAGAUCAUCUAUGGGGGAAACAUCCCCGAUGAUAAGAAAUCUAAUUUGCAGCUGGCCUCGGUCAAGGCAAAGGAUAUGUCCUUUACCAUCUCAGAAGUUCUGAGUCCUUCUUUCCAAAAGAAAGUCUUCAAGGGUCUUCCAGGCUCAAUGGACAACAAGAAGGUCGUUGCCCUUGGUCACUCCAUCGGCGGCGCUAGUGCAGCUAUAGCAAUGCUAUCAGACAACCGAAUCCACGGCGGUAUGGACUUGGACGGCCAAAUCUUCGAACCAGCUCUCAGCAAAGGCCUUGAUAAGCCAUUCUUCCUCAUCGGUCGCCCUAACCACGCCAAGGAGGAUAUUACUUGGACGAAGUUCUGGCCCAAGCUUCGAGGACCCAAGAAGGAAAUCUCUAUCAACGACACUACUCACGGAUCAUUCACCGAUUACCCUCAGAUCGUCAAGGCUCUUAAUCUGCCAGAGGCUGUUGUGAAGGCGUUGCAGGAACAAAUUGGAACUGCAGAGCCUUCGCAUCUUCAGAAGUUCCUUUCCAAGACUGUUGUGAAUUAUAUGGAGAUUUCUUUUGCUUCCAAUGGAAAGAACUAG